GAGGGUUUCAGGGUUGAAAUCUUGAUAUUAAAUCACAGGUCACGUGAACAACAUUCAAUAAUUGAUCAUCACUAAAAUUAUUGCUUUGAGAAAAAUAACUGUAGCAAAGUGCAGGUUCCCAUAACGGUUAGAGUACCGGCCUGUUCUGACAAGGAUGGGUUUCCCGAGUACCUGGCGCUGGGCCUUGCUCUUCUGUGGUCUGGUUCUCAACCAACAAGUCAUCACAGCCUCGCAUCUGCACCAUGACCACGUGACUAUGACACGUGCCCUCAGGCGAUAUCAGGACAAAGAAGACUUAGGCGGUGAUCGGUUUGACGAUGGAGCCAUGCCCUCUUACCGCAAUUCAACCUCAGGGAUCUCAAGGCAUACGAAAGCGCAUAAACGGUUUUUCUUCUUGACACUGUUCAUCGUCAGUUUGAUUGUGACGGUGGUUGCUACGACUGUCGAGACGAUUUACGAUAUCGCCGGUUGCUGCGGCCUCGGAUUCAAGAGCCUCUGUAAUUUUGAAAAAGACUUUGACAAUAGGAAAAAGGCUGUUACUGCUCGUUCGAAAGCGCUGGACACGAAGAUCAAGGCGGGUUUGAAGACCAAGGAAGAAAUGGAAAAAGUGGGCAACUCACUGCAGGCUACAGGGAAACAUAUUGACCGAAUUAUUACUCUACAAAAUGAAAUCCUUGACGCUACUAACCCUAAACUUCGAGAGGCGCUCAAAAAAAAGAUUGAUAAGAUCAAGAAUGAGAAUGAUCUUGACGGAAUGGAGCUGGGGGUGAUUGAUCAGAAAUUAGCCCCGCUACAGCAAGCUCUAAAGCAGUCUAUGUCAUGGGGACUGGGCGUCGGGGUCCCUGUUGUGGAGAAAAUCACGACUUCUGCAUUGAAACAUGCGAAAAUCACUAAGAUCUACAAGUCGCUUAAGGUUCCCAAGGCGUCAAGCAUCUUCAAUGGCGGAAGUAAGGCUCAGAAAAUGCUGGGAUUUUCCGACGAUGCAGCGAAAACGUUUUUGAAAACCACAGCGAAAGCUCGCUUUGCGGCAACCGGAACGAAGGCAAUGAAGUUUAUGAAAUUGAUGAAGGGCGCGGGGGCCGUCAUGUCUAUUGUCAGCAUUGGUCUGGACUUGUACAGCCUGAUCAGUACUUUUGUGGAGUGUGGGAGAAAGCAGAGCCAAGCCAGAGACGCCAUGGCAAAGGUGGAAAAAGCAGAGAGUGACUUGACUUUAGAUGAGCAGAAAUUCGCACAGUUUGAAAUCGAGCUCAAGAAAUACGACAGGGAUAACCUUAUGCCACAAGUCAGGAAAACCGAGCUCCAGGACGCUCUUGACGGCGUCAAGUCCGUCUUCGAGUAUCUCGACAAAACCGUCAAACGCAACUGGAGCGUGCAGGAAUGCGUCGACAAAAUCGACAGUGUCAAGAACAUCCUCAAGACUUCAAAUGAUCACAGUGUCAUCUCAUCACAGCUGGACGACAUGAACUCGAACUGCUUGCAGAAACUGGAGUAUACACUCACAUGUAAACUAGACAAAGUCAAGAUCAUCAAACAUGUUGAAGACGGCUGCAUGGCGGGGUCCAAGACAUUCAGCGAGCUCUUCACGGAGGCAUCAAACAUGUUUAACGGGAAUUCAGCAGAAUGUAAAAAUAAACACGGCCAGCCCUACACCAGCAAAGACGAACUUAAAGGCAUGAUAGGAAAGUCAGCCCAGACCAAGAAAUACAACCCAGACUGUAAAAUGAAUGACAAAACUUUACAGCUUCUGAUUUGUGCGAAGAAGGGCAAAGGUGUCAGUUCAUUGGUCGAAGAGUUUAAAAUUUCUGCGAGUAAUGUCGAAGAGAUUCUAAAAGAGUGCAACAAUGACCUCUCAAGAAAGCAAAUGAUCGAGAUCUGCCAAUUUAGAUCUUACGAACUGAGUGAUGAAGAAAUUCCGCCUUUAGUGCAGGGAGUCACCUUGGCCCAGAUCAAGAAGGUCACAUGCCCACUCAACUAGAUUGACCACUUGAAAAGUCUAAAAUAAAGAUAUAAGCGAGCAUUUA
Messenger RNA from Nematostella vectensis (starlet sea anemone), 2021 nucleotides. RefSeq lists its product as uncharacterized. Bases 155 to 1975 code for a protein of 606 amino acids. The record is from RefSeq and is a predicted model, not a curated record. Lineage: Eukaryota; Metazoa; Cnidaria; Anthozoa; Actiniaria; Edwardsiidae. The transcript has 11 exons.